AAUCAAGCAGAUAAAUAAUGUAGAAAAUCCAAUUUCAUUUAAUCCAAUAACACAGGUAAAUUCGAGUAAAUUAUCACAAUCUAAAUUCAGACAACUGGGCAUUUAACCAGGGUAAAGAUUUAACCAUGGUUAGGGUUUUUGAUCCCCAAACUCACCUAUGUCUCUAAUUCCUAUAAAUUGGGGAAAUCCCAGCUCUGUAAAUUUUUAAAGUAUAUUUUAUCGAACAAUUUAGAAGAUUCCUUUCUGCACAAGGGUUUCUCAAAUUUUGCAAGAAUAUAGUCUGUGUACAAUUCUUGUACUCUGGGAGACUAGAAAGAAAUUUUCUGUUCAUUUUUGUUUUGCAGGCGUCCCGCAGAUUCACAUUGCUGCAAAGCAGGUUUGGACAUUUCUAAAAUGGAAUGUAAUAAAGAUGACGCUAUCAAGUGUAAAGGUAUUGCCGAGAAGAAGUUAGAGAAUGAGGACAUAGCCGGAGCCAAUAAAUUUGCUUUAAAGGCUCAAAGUCUAUUUCCAAAUCUUGAGGGUCUUUCUGCGUUAUUGGAGGUCAUUAACCUCUAUGUUGCCUCUCAGAAGAAAAUAAAUGGAGAAGUAGACUUGUAUGGGAUUUUCGGUCUGGAUCCCUCUGUCGACGAUGACACAUUGCGUAAAAAAUACCGAAAAAUGGCUCUGGUCUUUCACCCUGAUAAAAACAAGUCCACUGGGGCUGCUGGAGCAUUCUUAAUUCUUACUGAAGCCUUUAAAGUCCUGUCAGAUAAGGACAAGAGAUCAGCAUAUAAUCUGAAGCUGAACUUAAGAGCUCCGAAUCCUCCAUUUCCAACUGACAGAAACGGUUUCUGUAAUUUCACCAGCAGCUCCAGCUCUCAGAAUGCUAGGAAUAUGGCGACCGAUUCCAAGACCCAGCACAUGCCAAAUCAGUCAAAGACUUCAACUACUGCCACCAGUUCACAUUUCAAUCCUCCACUCAAACCAAAAAAUUCAAAAGAUGCCACUGGUGUCCAACAUGUUCCCCGUCCAAAAAAAACAAAAAAAACUGCCGCCAGUCCUCGGUACGCUGCAACUCUACCGCGGCCAAGGAAUAUGAGAACUGCCACCAAUGUCCACGACAUUCCUGGUCGCAAGAAGACUUCCAAAACUGCCACCAAUUCUACAUUCGUUCGCACUCCAUCCAAGCCAAGGAAUUGGACAACUGCCCAGCAUGCCCCUGCCAGCAAUCUUCGUCCGAUCCCCUGUCCUCCAUCAGGACCUGAAACAUUUUGGACAUCAUGCGCUAGGUGCAGGAUGCAAUAUGAGUACCCAAAGAUUUAUCUCAACCAGCAUCUUCUCUGCCCCUGCUGUCGGGAGGCUUUUUUUGCAUUACAGAAGCCUGCCCCCCCACCUGGAAGCAUUCAUAGUUCACCUGGUUGUUGUGCCUUCCACCAUCAGAAGCAAGGUAUGUCUGCCUCAUCUGGGGGUUCUGGAAGUGUGACAGCUUCAGAUGCCAGAGCCUCACAGAGGGUCCAGUCAGUUUUUGAUAGUGUCAAGAGAGGGUGUGAAGAGGCAGUAGCUAUGGCGGGGAGUGAGGAGGCUCUACAGAAGAAUAACAUUGCCCCAGAUACAACUGAUGCUUCCUCAGCUUCUGAGAAGCCAAUGAAGAAGAGGCAUGAAGAUGGACAGAACUGGAAUGAUGUCAAAGAAAGAAACCCAUUGACAGAACGUAAUAUGGCCGCCCAUAGAACCUCUCUCGAAAUCUAAAGGGUAAUUUGGAAGGAUAUGCCUGACUGUCAGAGAAGAACCUGGAUACUCACUAUCGGCUAUUAAUGUACCCUUUUUGGUAUUGUUAUUUAGUUUCUCUCACAUUUUGGUACUGGAGACUGUUGAGAGGCGUAGGCUGUGAAGUUGAUAGUGGCUGUUGAAAACCUUGAUAAUAUGUUUUGUAGGGAGGAUUGCAUAGCACAAAAUAGUGGCAGUGAGAAAAAAAAGAAGCUAUAAUUUUGUUGCUUAGAACAUACAUCGACAGUCGUUGAAAGCACAUGUAGUAAUGAAGCUUGUUUUGUCUGGUAUGGUCUGUUUUCUUAGUCCACAUAUUCAAAUGCAUUAUUUUGUGGAAUCCUUACUCAUAAUCUGGUACAUUUUAUAUCAGAUAACCAUAUGCUUCUGAAGUGAA
Molecule: messenger RNA, 2140 nt
Organism: Olea europaea var. sylvestris
Lineage: Eukaryota; Viridiplantae; Streptophyta; Magnoliopsida; Lamiales; Oleaceae
Exons: 2
Coding region: 394-1728 (444 amino acids)
Source: RefSeq, a predicted model, not a curated record